This is a messenger RNA of Porites lobata, 2379 nucleotides long. The record is from the annotation of a GenBank genome assembly. NCBI's taxonomy places the organism in Eukaryota, Metazoa, Cnidaria, Anthozoa, Scleractinia, Poritidae.
AUGCUACAAUUGAGUCUUUUUUGGAGGAGGAAACGUAUUUUCAACUUCACUGAAACGUCCUGCCGACCCGAGGAAAACGGAGAAAGGUAAGUUUAUUGUUUAAGUGGUAUGUUUUAUCACUCAAACUGUGUACAACGUCUUGAUUUUCAAUUAUUUAAAUGUUGUUGAGUUUUUUGUAAGCUUAGGCUUAGUUCUUCUGUUUCUUGCCAGGUUGUGAAUUUCUGACUGUACUGCCUCUUAAUGACGGAGUGAUGCAUGUAGCGACUCAGAGACCUCCUUAUUUUUUAAUUUUUUUUUCAAAACAUUCGGUAAACGUCUGCUUUCCUAACGGAUGCGGUUCCUGUAAUAAAUUUAUAAUAAAUGCUCAAGGGAGGACACCUUCUAUUAAAAAAGUAUAAGCAAACACUAAAUCUGCAUCCACAACUAAAGGGAACGCAAUAAUAGCCUAUUUCACAGUCACAGUCGAGGCUGGAAUUCACCUCGUUUUGAUACAACCCCUCCUUCUUUAUUAUGUAGAUCAUGUUGUUCUUAUGCAAAUAUAUAUUUUUUUUCAACAAAAGUUUACAUUUAUAAAAAAAGGAAGGAAGUUUAAUCGUAUCAACCUCAGCCUCACAUUCGCUCAAAGACUAUGACACAGCGUGCAAAGAAAGUCGUGUCUGAUAGCCCAGGGCUAGUGGAUUUUGCUAUCGGGCUAGUGAUUUUUUUUUAACGUGCCCCACGGGCAAGUGCUUUUUUUGGGGGAAAUUCAAAUAAUUUACAGAAGGAUUGUAAUCAAUCCUGCUAAUCAAAAAGGUUUUUGGGCUAGUUGAAAUGACUUGUGGGCUAGUACAUGCUAGCUACUGCUUGCCCGAAUGGCAGGCUGUAAAAUGGAGUUUCUUUGCACCCUGAUGACACCCAGCCCACAACUGUAAAAUGGCCAGUUGGUCUUGAAUGUAGAUACUGUAAGUCAUUCUGGAUGUCAUUCUUUCAGCAAUAUAAUAAUUGUGUUUUCCCUUCAGUGUUCUACCAUCUAUCUAUUUCCAUUAAUAAUAUUAUUAUUUCAUUUUACCUUCCCUUUCAACAAUAAUAUUAAUGUGCACCAGUUACCAUGAUAUACCUCUUUACUAACUUUUAGUACUUGAUACAGAUUUAGUAACACCAAGGUCUGCAUUGCUCAGGGUAGUGGGUAAAUCAGAUAAUGAUACAGAAAAAAACUUAUAAUGGCUGAAGAAAGAGAGUUUCUGUAUGAAUUUUUUAUGAAUGGUUACAUCGUAUACAAAAAUUCUGUUCUUCCUAUCUUUUAUCAGAUGUUUACCAGACCCAAAGUUUUAGUUUGUAUAGAAAGACAAUAUGUGAAUUACACUCUGAAAAAUUUUUGCAUAGUAUGAAUAUUUAUUAUUGUGCUUUGUCACAUUAUCUAAAAAGAAAUGUGACAAAUAAGCAGCUGAACAUCAUGCAUUUUUGCUGAAGAAGCCUUGAUGAUAAGAGUCUCAGCUCUUUGUUAGAGCUCAGAAAAAGUGUAUUUCCUAUGCAUGUCUACAAAUAUUAUAAACACUAUAUGGCUGAAAGUGUAUGGUUAUGAUUAUGGCAUCAUCUGUUUUGAUACAAGACUCUGAUAUUUUACUCAAGAUGAAGAAAAUAUUUUUCAGCAUUCAAAACAUAAAGGAUAUGUAGAAAGUUUGACUGUAUACUGUAUAUUGAAGGCAAGAGUCUAAAAUAAUUCCACACAGAAUAGCUCUCAAGGCUGUGCUUGCAAUUGUGCUUGCAGUUUUAAGACUUCAUACUUACAUGAUUGUGCAUCCAAGUGGAAAAUAUGGCAGCUGGCACCUCAUCAUGAAUAUAAUGUGCUGUUUCUCAUGGUCCUGGGAGCAGCUACUCAACAACAUUUUACAAGGGGUGGUUUCACCCCAAGUUGCCUACAUUUCUCUGCACCCUUUGAGGUUGUGCAAACACAUAGACCAAACCCAAGGUCCAAUGUCUUAUCCUUUAUUGCUGACAGGAAAGGUGUCUCUUUUCUCUCUUUCCCCCCUCCCCAUGUUCAAACUAUUUCUUUUAAAAGAAAAAUUCUAGCCACUUGAUGAAUAAAAGGAUAUACCCUCCCCAAACACCAAACCCGUAAGGACAGACCAGUAGUAGAAAUCAGAAAUCAGAGUGGGCGGUGAUGUUGUAUAUCUAGCUUUAGCUAUGACAGUAUCCACUUCAUUGUACAUACACUGUAUAUACUGCACCUACUACUAACUAGUGCUCCACAUUGUGCAAUGAAGCUGGUGCCGCAUGCUUCUCACUCCCAGUGUUAGCUUGCAGAUUAUUUACAUUUUUGCUGAUUACUUGAGACUCUUGCAGCAGACUAAGCUGGGAAAGGGAUACUGUUGUUUACUGUUGGGUGGUUGUAACAUAUGA